GAUGUUUUGUCAGUGUCCCAUGAGCUUUUGAAUUCCAUACACCAUACUCCUGCUGAAAUGAAUGGAUUUUCACACAAAAUGAAGAAAGCUUAAUACAUAGGGUCAGUUGAAUGCAAGACUAGUGACGCUUGAUUGUAUAUGAAAAAGUAUAGAAAUAAGUUUGUUGAAGCCCAUCUUCAUGGACUCUUUUAUGAAACGAAGUGUGAUGUUUACUUUGGUUGCAGCGUAGUGCAUCACCUGGGAGAUGCAUUGCCAUGGGGUUUAGUUCUUGGGUAUCUGCCUGAUUGGAUUCAUCUGGCUUCAAGCUGUUAUGACAAUCUUUAUAAAAUCAUUUGGCUGAGGAGCUUUAUGUGGAUUCAUGAUAUGAGUUACACGCAGAACGACAGCCCAAGAAGAAGAAAAUUCUUGAAUUUCAAGAGAAGGAAUGGCGACACCAUCGAAGAACAUGAAGGCUUUCUACAAGCAAAAGAAGAAGAACACGACGGGAGGCAUCACCAAAUCAAAAUCCUCAAAGUCAACCAAACCUGCCGCUACUGAUAUCGCCCAACUGCCCCAUGGCGUUUCUCUGGAUUUCGAAGAUGCUGAUAUUGAAGAGGAAGAGAGAGCGUUAAGGGAAUUCGACAUGAACAUGGCGUACGGACCAUGCAUAGGGAUAACGCGGCUGGGUCGAUGGGAAAGAGCACAAAGAUUGGGGCUAAAUCCUCCUAAAGAAAUCGAGAAGCUUGUGAAAAGUGGUAAGGUGAAACUACAAUCAUUAUUUGAUGGGCGUAUGUAGUAGCAUGAUAUGGGCAAUCCUUUUGAAUCAACGUUAGAUCAUAUUUUUCAUCUAUUACUCUUCCCUUUCUCAAGAGGUUAGUGCAUCUAAAAUAGCACUCACGCAUGCUGGAAUUUAAGUUGGAAUAAAUUUACCCAAUGUACGCAUGUUUUUACGCAAAGCGAGGCUUUGUCAUUAGGGACCUCAGCUUUUGUCAACGAUAUUAUAUUUAUUUUAUUAAAAUAUGCUUGAAUUUUCUUAA
This is a messenger RNA of Gossypium raimondii (Peruvian cotton), 1016 nucleotides long. RefSeq lists its product as uncharacterized. Gene Ontology annotation, cellular component: delta DNA polymerase complex. NCBI's taxonomy places the organism in Eukaryota, Viridiplantae, Streptophyta, Magnoliopsida, Malvales, Malvaceae. The record is from RefSeq and is a predicted model, not a curated record. Bases 425 to 775 code for a protein of 116 amino acids. Gene Ontology annotation, biological process: DNA-templated DNA replication; DNA synthesis involved in DNA repair. The transcript has 3 exons. Gene Ontology annotation, molecular function: DNA-directed DNA polymerase activity.